AUGUCCAGAAUUUCGGAGAAUGAUCGAACAAGUAUCAGAAGUAUGGGAGGCGAAAGCAAAUGGAGGAAGGUCAAGCUCGCUCUAGGCCUAAAUACAUGCCUUUACGUCCCUAAAACCGCCGACGACAAUGAAUCACCGCCGUCGCCGUCUUCACGCUCUCGUAAGAGUUCAGAUAUUCGUCACCGAAUGCCCACGACUCCGACUCCUUCGUCCUCCGGCCUUCAGUUAUCAAAAUACGGUAUUAAAUCGUCGUCCAAGAGGAUUUGUGCAAUAUGUUUAACUACAAUAAAACCGACCAAUGGUCAUGCCAUCUUCACUGCAGAAUGCUCACAUUCCUUCCAUUUCAAUUGCAUUACAUCAAAUGUCAAACACGGGAAUCGCGUCUGUCCUGUUUGUCGGGCAAGAUGGAAAGAAAUCCCUUUUGAGAAUUCCGGUUCUUCUCGCGUAAAGUCAAACACCAAUUCCGGCUCAUGGGCCCACAAUGAUUCCUACAUGAUUCUACAAGGAUUACCCCCGCAACAACUCCAUUCCAGUCGUAACGUCCCAUUCCUAUUCCAAUCCCUCGAGCCUCCCGUCUUUGACGAUGACGAGCUACUCAGCCAGACCCCCGAAGAAGUCUUUAGUAAUUCCGAUUCCGAUCAAGGAAUGGAAAUGACAACAUACCCUGAAAUUUCAGCAGUAGCAAAGUCAACUCGGUUUGACAAUUUCGCUAUUUUAAUAAACCUAAAAGCGCCUGUGACUAAAGGAAACAUGAACUCACGAGCACCGAUUGAUCUCGUGACUGUUCUUGAUAUUAGUGGAAGUAUGACGGGAACAAAGAUUGCUUUAUUAAAACAAGCAAUGGGCUUUGUAAUCCAAAAUCUCGGCCCAUUGGACCGGCUUUCAGUAAUCGCGUUUUCUUCUUCAGCCCGACGCCUAUUCCCACUCCGGCGUAUGACGGAAUCAGGAAAACAAGAAUCUUUACAAAUGAUCAACUCGUUGGUGGCGAAUGGUGGAACAAACAUAGCCGAGGCCUUGAAAAAGGGCGCGAAAGUCAUGACUGACCGGAAAUUCAAGAAUCCGGUCAGCAGUAUGAUAUUGUUGUCAGACGGGCAGGACACGUACACCAGCAUCAGCCCGAGAAAAAACGGAUCCAAAACCGAUUACCAAUCACUUUUACCAUCUUCUUUCCAAAUCAAGAAAUCCAAUUCCGAUUCCGAUGUGAUUCGGAUUCCGAUUCACACGUUUGGGUUCGGAAUGGACCAUGAUGCUUCCGCGAUGCACACUAUCUCGGAACAUUCCGGAGGAAUGUUUUCAUUCAUAGAAGCCGAGAAUGUUAUACAAGAUGCUUUUGCUCAAUGUAUUGGCGGGCUUUUAAGUGUUGUGGUUCAAGAGUUACGGGUCGAAGUCGAAUGUGUUGAUCCGGUUUUGAAACUCGGGUCGAUUAAAGCCGGGAGUUAUAAAGUGAAUAUGGGGUCUGAUUUUCGAUCCGGGUUUAUUGAAGUUGGUGAUUUAUACGCUGAAGAAGAACGGGAUUUUCUUGUGGGAAUUGAUAUUCCGGUUGAAGAAUCAUCGGGUGAUGAAAUGUCAUUAGUGAAAUUCAAAGUUAUUCAUAAAGACCCGAUAAAGAAAACCACCGUGACACUUGGUGGAAAUGAAAACGUGACAAUCUCGAGGCCGGAAACCACUGCCGGAAAACAAGUAGUUUCGAUUGAAGUCGACCGGCAAAGGAACCGCCUUAACGCCGCCAGUGCGAUAGCGGAAGCGCGGGUGGCAGCGGAACGUGGGAACCUGGCGGCAGCGACGUCGGUGUUGGAUGAUUGCCGGAGGAAGCUGUCGGAGUCGGUGGCGGCGUGUGGCGGAGACCGGUUGUGUGUGGGGUUGGUAGCGGAGUUGAGGGAGAUGAAAGAGAGAAUGGCGAGCCGGAGAGUCUACGAGUCGUCGGGUCGGGCUUACGUGUUGUCGGGGUUGAGCUCGCAUUCGUGGCAGCGGGCCACCGCGAGGGGUGAUUCAACGGAGGUGACAAGUGUGAUUCAGGCGUAUCAGACACCGUCGAUGGUGGACAUGGUUAAUUUGUCGCAGACUAUGUGUUUUAGCCGGAGCCCAUCUUCGUCCAUGGGUGCACAGAGUAAGAAGUCGUUGAGGUCAAUACAGUCAUUUCCUGCACCACACCCGAGGUGAAAGUGAAAUAAAGGGCGAUUAAAGUUUGUGUGGUUUUUGAUGGGUGGGUAUAUUAUAUUGGAUUAGUUGGGUGUAAUGUAAGGGAAUAAUUCUUUUCUUUUGGGGUUGUUAGAAAAUUGAUUGAUCCUAAACUUGGAAGAAUGUAUUCUUACGAAAUUAAGGAAAAAAAAAAACGAAAAUAGUGAUAUUGUAUUUGUGAUUUUUGUGCCCUCUUUAAAAUAUUAGGUGGUAUUGGGGUGUUAGGGAUUGGUUAUGCUUGUUGAUUUAUUUGUUUUUUAUUAAGUCAAUAAUAUAUAUAUAUAUAUAUAUA
Lactuca saligna is the source of this 2470-nucleotide messenger RNA. The record is from the annotation of a GenBank genome assembly. Lineage: Eukaryota; Viridiplantae; Streptophyta; Magnoliopsida; Asterales; Asteraceae.